Chenopodium quinoa (quinoa) is the source of this 1326-nucleotide messenger RNA. RefSeq names its product probable mediator of RNA polymerase II transcription subunit 37c. Lineage: Eukaryota; Viridiplantae; Streptophyta; Magnoliopsida; Caryophyllales; Amaranthaceae. Bases 302 to 1021 code for a protein of 239 amino acids. Gene Ontology annotation, biological process: protein refolding; cellular response to unfolded protein. Gene Ontology annotation, molecular function: misfolded protein binding; ATP binding; ATP-dependent protein folding chaperone. The record is from RefSeq and is a predicted model, not a curated record. The transcript has 2 exons. Gene Ontology annotation, cellular component: cytoplasm.
GAGCAAGUAUUAAAAAACAGAGAGAGUACUCGACAAAGAUACACUAAAAUUUUAAAAUCCAAUUCCUUCCAUCAGAAGAAACAACUAGUUGAAAAAAAGAAAAACACUAAUCAACAUAACAUAGAUUGGUCCACGUAAGUUGACUAGAACAUAGACUUGGAAAUGGAAAAGUGUACAAAAUAAGACAGCAAAGGAAAUAAAGACUAGCAACAGGGAAAGAAACUAAGAAACAAGAGCUCAUCAAAAGUAGGCAGACAAGAGACAAAACCAGUAUUUUCUCUCAUUUGUUUUGUGUUAAAAGAUGGCAAUGAAUGGCAAAGAUGAAGUACAAAGUCCAGCAAUUGGAAUCGAUCUCGGAACGACUUACUCGUGUGUUGGAGUUUGGCAGCACGACCGUGUUGAGAUCAUCACCAACGAUCAAGGUAACAGAACGACACCGUCUUGGGUUGCCUUUACUCAAAAUGAGCGUCUUAUUGGUGGUGCUGCAAAAAAUCAAGUCGCUGUCAACCCCACCAACACUAUCUUUGAGGACAUAGACACUGGAAACAAAAACAAGAUCACCCUUACUAAUCAGAGUAAGUUAUCAAAGGAAGAGGUUGAUAGACUGUUGGAAGAGGCGGAAAAGUACAGGGCUGAGGAUGAAAAAUGUUUGAAGAAGGUGAAGGCUAAGAAUGAUUUGGAGAACUAUGCUAACAAAAUGUGGGAGAUAUUGAGAGAUUAUGUAGAGAAGAUUGAAAUCGAGGAUAAGGCGAUGAUAGAGAAUGCCAUUGAGAAGACAAUGCAGUGGCUAGAUUGGAAUUUCCAGCUUACUGAAGCUUCCAAGUUUGAAGAAAAGAUGAAUGAGCUUCAAGUCAUCUGUGAGCCCAUUAUUGCUGAAGCCUCUAAGCCUGAUGAUAAAACCGCUUACUCGCAUCUUCAAGUGAGUCCUAUAAGAACUCUAUUAAGAAAACAAUUUUGUGGAUGGACUGGAGUCUCUAAAAUUUUCAAGGUUUUUGGGUUUGGAAUAGAUGAUGUUGCUUAAGUGUGGUUGAAUGGCAUGAUGAAAGUUGGUUUUCAGAUUUCAAGAUGUUUCUGUGGUAAUAGCAUUGUGAAGGAAAAAUGAUACGCUUUUCCUGUAGAUUAACCUAAAUGUUCCCUGAUUUGCAAUGAUCCUGUUAUAAAAGCAGUGUAGUAACACUAGUAAGUAUUUUGUGUUUUCAAGUAUGUGUAUUGAAUGACUAAGUUUUCUGGGACAUCUAUGUUAUUAGUACACUAAUAUUUUGGCCUUCCAACUUCGAAAGGUAGGUUCCCUUCUAUAAAAAGGCGACACAUAAAGUAAAUGAUAUA